This is a messenger RNA of Helobdella robusta, 498 nucleotides long. RefSeq lists its product as hypothetical. Gene Ontology annotation, molecular function: G protein-coupled receptor activity. The record is from RefSeq and is a predicted model, not a curated record. The transcript has a single exon. The annotation marks the transcript as partial. Gene Ontology annotation, biological process: G protein-coupled receptor signaling pathway. NCBI's taxonomy places the organism in Eukaryota, Metazoa, Annelida, Clitellata, Rhynchobdellida, Glossiphoniidae. Gene Ontology annotation, cellular component: membrane.
AUGGAUUUCUUCAACCUAUCAUUAUUCCACUUUAACGUCAGUAACAUAUCAGCUUACAUACAGCUACAGGGCGAAUUGACAUUCGAACCGUUAGUCAGUUUUCUCGAAACUUACCUCAAUCCGAUCGUGAUAAUCGUCGGCAUAAUCGGUAAUGUACUGUCUCUAUCGGUAUUCUCAACAACGCAUCUCAACCGGAUAACAUCGAGUCUGUAUUUGGCGGUUCUAUCGUUUGGUAACAUUCUCUACCUGAUAGCAAUGUCAUUUACUUGGUUGGAUCGCAUUUUAGGAUUCUCCUUCUUAGUCAGUCAAUGCGUAUGUCCUAUUACGUCAUUUUUAUACCGAAUUUGCGAGUUCAUCGCCGCCUGGAGUGUUGUUAGUUUUACCGCAGAAAGGUACAUCACUGUAAAAGUACCACUCCUCAAAGAUGUUCUUUGCACUCGCCAAAAAGCUCUCUAUACCGUCACGGUGACGAUAUUAUGUUCCGUCUUUUUUAACAUC